Messenger RNA from Tachysurus vachellii, 1492 nucleotides. RefSeq names its product LIM domain only 1 (gene lmo1). Gene Ontology annotation, biological process: positive regulation of transcription by RNA polymerase II. NCBI's taxonomy places the organism in Eukaryota, Metazoa, Chordata, Actinopteri, Siluriformes, Bagridae. The transcript has 4 exons. Bases 629 to 1096 code for a protein of 155 amino acids. The record is from RefSeq and is a predicted model, not a curated record. Gene Ontology annotation, cellular component: nucleus. Gene Ontology annotation, molecular function: transcription coactivator activity; DNA-binding transcription factor binding.
GAGCGCAUAAAUUGUGCGCGCAAAACGGGCAGAACGGCGGCGCGAGCGUUUUAACCGCUCUGUCAUCUACAGUCCGGAUUUCUUUUUAACCCCGAAUUCUUGUUUCUUUUUAUAAACACAUUUCCGACACCACCGGGGCCGGUCCGGUUCGGUUCGGUUUAUUUUUGUUGUUGUUGUUUUUCCGUUUUUGAAGUUUUAGAUCUUGCUCGGAUCGGAAUGUAGCCUCACGCGCAUGUCUCGGGUUUUUUAUUUACACUUGGCGGAUUUGUGCACGACCGGAGACCCUCACAGUACCUUAGAGAAUCUUACAGAACCUUACAAGACGUGACUGAUACGAAACAGCACGACAUACACACACACACACACACACACACACAUACACACACACACAUACACACACGUACAGCGCACACAUAGCGCGCACACGCGCUAAACCUGCAGCAGCACGCGGACCUUUUAUUCUAUGAUCAUUUUCAUUAUUUUAUUUUAAACUCAGAGAAAGAGAGAGAGAGAGAGAGAGAGAGAGAGAGAGAGAGAGAGAGAGAAGAUUAAGGAGAAGAAGAACAGAACCCUGCUGGAUCCGAGAGCGGAUCGUCCUGAGCCGGACUCCUCCUCAUUCCUCAGGACCAUGGUGUUAGACAAGGAAGAGGGAGUGCCGAUGCUCUCCGUCCAGCCCAAAGGCAAACAGAAGGGCUGCGCUGGCUGCAACCGCAAGAUUAAAGACCGCUACCUGCUCAAGGCGCUGGAUAAAUACUGGCACGAAGACUGCCUGAAGUGUGCGUGCUGCGACUGCCGCCUGGGCGAGGUCGGCUCCACCCUCUACACCAAAGCCAAUCUCAUCCUCUGUCGCAGGGACUACCUGAGGCUCUUCGGGACGACGGGGAACUGUGCAGCCUGCAGUAAACUGAUCCCUGCGUUUGAAAUGGUGAUGAGGGCCAGAGAUAAUGUUUACCAUUUGGACUGUUUUGCCUGUCAGCUUUGUAACCAGAGGUUCUGUGUAGGAGACAAGUUUUUCCUAAAGAACAACAUGAUCCUGUGUCAGAUGGACUAUGAGGAGGGACAGCUCAACGGCAGCUUCGAGACACAGGUCCAAUAACGCCAACCUGACAGAGGCAGCAGCACACACACACACACACACACACACACACACACACACGGAGAAGCGUCUGUCUGCUUGCCUGCAAUACUUUUUCCAGUGAAAGAAGCCCUCGUGGUCCUUUAGGACUCUGGUGUAAAUGUUCUUUGGCCUUUUCCCGACUCUGAGCAGGUUGUGUUCUGGUUCUGAUCCGUGUGACUGCGUCACUCAGCACUGUAUCUCCUCUAUGGGUUCAUGUCAUGUUUUUUUCUUUUAUCCCUCGUUCCUCACGGUGAUGAUGGCGGGAUGGAGGGUGAUGUACAGCCUGGUUUUUCUGUAUAUAUAUAAACUGGAACAUUUAUUUUAUGAAAUUGUAAUGCAAUUUUAUUACUAGUGUGAAUUAAAGAACAAAACAAU